Molecule: messenger RNA, 4910 nt
Organism: Labrus bergylta (ballan wrasse)
Lineage: Eukaryota; Metazoa; Chordata; Actinopteri; Labriformes; Labridae
Product: zinc finger protein 665
Biological process (GO): urogenital system development; regulation of transcription by RNA polymerase II; embryo development
Cellular component (GO): nucleus
Molecular function (GO): RNA polymerase II cis-regulatory region sequence-specific DNA binding; DNA-binding transcription factor activity, RNA polymerase II-specific
Source: RefSeq, a predicted model, not a curated record
CGGAACUCACCAGUAUCACCAGGCCAUCUCCCGGCCCUCUCACAGUUAGCAUUGUGUGUCUGUGCUAACUAGGGUUAUAGGUUAUCAGAGAUAUGUUAGAAAAGACUUCAGCGUUGAGUUGAGUUCUCCUUCUUUGACUCUGACGGGUUUCAGGAUCUUAAAGAUUUAUUCAGACGGCUGCUCGCUGCGGUUAUCAGAGAUAUAUCAGAAACAACAACAUGUGGAUACGAAGAGGAGCUCCACCGACAGAGGAAAGAUGGAUGUGACUUUAACACCUGAAAUCAAGCUGCAGAGAGCAGCAGACAUUCAGCAGCUGAUGGUGAGUAAAGGAGACCUCAGCCCUGAGCAGCAGGACUGGAGCUUCCUUCUGGAGGACACUAAGCCCCCACACAUCAAAGAGGAACAGGAGGAACUGUGGAUCAGUCGGGUGGGAGAACAGCUUCAAGGACUGAAGGAGGCUGAUACCACCAUGUUCCCCUUCACUCCUGUCUCUGUGAAGAGUGAAGAUGAAGAGAAACCUCAGUCCUCACAGCUUCAUCAGAGACAAACUGAACAGAUGGAAACAGGAGUUGAUGGAGAGGACUGUGGAGGAGCAGAACCAGAGAGGUACUCAGUCUCUGGUUGUAAACGUCUCUCUGGAUCUGAGGUCAAGAUUGAAGACUCUUGUGGAUCUGAUGACAGUGUUGACAGUGACUUUUGGAAAGAUACUAGAGAACGCAGGAAAGAUUUGAAAUCUGUAGAAAACGUUCAAAGUAAGAAAACAAAUGCGGAUGAUAAUUCAUAUAGCUGCUCGGAGUGUGGUAAAACAUUCAAUAAGAAACCGAAUCUGACCAGACACACAUUUAUGCACACAGGAGAGAAACCCUUCAGCUGCCCUCUUUGCUGUAAACGAUUUAAUAGAAAAUGUGCUCUGACCACACAUAAGAGAAUUCACACAGGAGAGAAACCGUUGAUGUGCUCAGUGUGUGGUAAAACAUUUAAAAAGAAGACAAAUCUGGCCACACAUUUGAGAAUUCACGCAAGAGAGAAACCAUUCAGUAGCUCGGAGUGCAGUAAAAGAUUUAUCCAAAAAGUGGCCUUGGCCGGUCACAUGUUAGUUCACACGAUAAAGAAACCCUACAACUGCUCUGAGUGCAAUAAAACAUCUUCUGAUAAAUCAUAUCUGACCAAACACAUGCAAAUACAUACUGGAGAGAAACUCUUUAGCUGCACUGAUUGUGGGAGAAGAUUUAAAUUUAAGCUUAAUCUGACACAUCACAUGGCACAUCACAGAGGGGCAUCAGAGCUUCAUCUAAACCAAACUGAGGAGAAGAGACUGGCAGAGACAAGGGUUGAUAGAGAGGACUGUGGAGGAGCAGAACCAGUUAGAAACUCUGAUCCUGUGAGACAUUUACAAUUAGAGACUCAGGACAAGAAGGAUGACUCUUCAGAAGCUGAGACUGACAACAGUGAUGAUUGGAAAGACACAAUAGAAGAACAUGACUCAGAUUUAGUCUCUGUGAUAAACAUCACUAAUAUGAGACUGAAGACUGAUAAUAAAUCUCAUGGCUGCUCUGAGUGUGGUAAAACAUUCCACAAUAAACGGAAUCUUACCAGACACAUAUUAGUGCACACAGGAUAUAAACCCUUCAGCUGCUCUUUUUGCAGUAAAAGAUUUAACAGAAAAUGUGCUCUGACCACACACACAAGAAUACACACAGGAGAGAAACCAUUCAGCUGCUCUGAGUGCAGUAAAAGAUUUAACCAAAAAGUGGCCCUGACUAGUCACAUGUUGGUUCACACUAGAGAAAAACCCUACAGCUGCUCUGAGUGCAAUAAAAGAUUUACUGAUAAAUCAUAUCUUUUAAAACACAUGAGAAUACAUACAGGAGAGAAACUAUUCAGCUGCACUGAUUGUGGUAAAAGCUUUAACUUUAAGCAAAGUCUGACACAUCACAUGGCAAAUCACAGAGGGGCAUCAGAGCUUCAUCAAAACCAAACUAAGGACAAAAGACUGACAGAAACUGAUGGAGCAGAACCAGAGAGGGACUCAGAUCCAGAGAGACAUUUACAACCAGAGAUUGAGGUUAAGAUCGAAGACUCUUCUGAACCUGAGACUCCGGACAGUGAUGUUGAUUGGAAAGAGACAACAGAACAUCAGUCAGGUUUAAACUCUGUGAAAAACAUCACAAGUAAGAGACUGAAGACUAAUAAGAAAUCCCAUUGUUGCUCUGAGUGUGGUAAAACAUUCCACAAUAAACGGAAUCUUUGCAGACACCUGAGAAUUCACACAGGAGAGAAACCCUUCAGCUGCUCUGUGUGUGGUAAAAGAUUUAACCAAAAAGGAAAUCUGACCUCACAUAUGUUGGUUCACACAGGAGAGAAACCCUUCAGCUGCUCUGUGUGUGGUAAAACAUUUAAACAGAAAGCGACUCUGACCAAACAUGUGAGAAUUCACACCGAAGAGAAACCCUUCAGCUGCUCUGUUUGCACUUAAGGAUUUAAGCAAGGAGCACUCAUAGUCAUGUUGGGACACUCAAAUUUGGUCGCAGGCUGGAAUAGUCCUAAUGACUCGCCAUGGGGGCUGAACUAUUUGUUCCAACAUCAAUAUGCAGGGCCGGAGAGGGACUCAUUUUCAGCCUGGGAGUUUCAUGGCUCAGACCAGCCAAUUUAAGUUCAGAUCAUCAGAAAUAUAGACUAUAAUUCUAUCUAGUUUCAUUCAAAGCAUAAGCCUACAGUGUUUCCCACAGGAUUUUAUGAGAGUAUGGUGGGGGGACACCAAACUGCCUAGGGGGGUCCGGGGGCAUGCACUUCUGAGAAAAGUGUGCACAUUUUAAAGUUAAAUGCAUCAAUUUUGUGCGAAAUGAACAGGCUAAAUGUAUGAAAAACUUAGUUCUCUUUUAACAAUUUUGUGCUCUUGUAGUAAUUAAAAACAUAAAAUCCAGAGGCUAAGGUUGCCUAAAACGUCUAUCCCAGAUUAAAUGAAAUAAUGUUCUUGAACCAUUUGGAGUACAAGUAUGUGUAAGGCAAGGCAAGUUUAUUUAUGUCACACAUUUCAACAACAAGGCAAUUCAAAGUGACUCACACAACAUCAAAAGCAUCAUGACAAAAAAUAUGUAAGAAAUGUCAGUCAUCAGCACAGUGGCUUGAAAUUGGCACCAUGUAGAUACAUCAGGACAGAAGCAGGCACCUCCUUUAAACUCUGAUUGGCUGUUGUAGGAUGUGAACAAAGAAAGUAAUGUCAGAAUUGGUCAAAUGAGGUGUCAAUCUAAAGAUUUGAGUGCAGCUGCCAGUGUGAGAUAUCUCAGUUGAAAACAUUGCUCUCUUUGAUGCCAGAUGUCAAAGUUCGAACACUUAACAAGGACCACGACUUCAUGGUCAUCGCCAUGGUUAUCUGGAAUGUGUUAAGAAGUCAGGAGGUGGUGGACUUCAUCAGAGGAUCAAACCAGACAAGACUGGCAAAGUAUGUGCCCUCUCAUCAAUCAUGGAAGAGCUGCUGGACCACAGUUUGGCUCCUGACAUCUGGAGACGGGACAGGAUGUGAUAACAUGACCUGUGUCAACAUCACCCUCCGGCUGCACCCCGCUCAGUCUGAUGACAAAAAGAAGAGGAAGCAACCGGAGGAGGUAGAAGGUUUGAUGAUGGCCACCAUGACCUGCAUGAUACUGGCAGAAUAGCUCAACUACAUCCAAGUUGCUUUCCAUUCUGAGACAUGCCUAAGUCUCCGUGUAGAUCCCUCAUCACAGAGCUUUUUUUUGUGUCCUAAAAGUGCUGUAAGGUCCAUGAAUUACUUUUGAAGUCACUUUUUCACUUCUUCCCAAAAUGUCUGCAAACAAAUGGACAAAGGUAAAAGAUAAAACCAAACAAUAUUUGUGUCCUCUGAAGCCCAAACUGAAAUGUGACAUGGUGUGGGAAUUGACUGUUAAUCCAGUGUUGGAUUGAAUGUUUUGGUACCCUGUUUUAGGUUUCUCUCAGACCUCCCACCCUGAGUUUCUUUAAGCUCAGUUUGUAGGUCACAGUUAAGACUUUAAGAACAAUGUAAGGAUUCUGGUCAUUUGUCCAGUCCUUGAUUUCUAUUGACACCCGUUCACAAGUGAGGAUAGUUUUCAGUCUCUCUGCUCAUCGAAGAUUUUCAUUUCUGCUUUGUCUUGUCAUUUCCAAACAGAAAAGAAGUGGGCUUUCUUAGCCUGCUCACUUAGUUGGAAACAUGACGGCAUGGAAAGACGACGGUGUGGAAACAUGACAGCAUGGAAACAUGUAAGAGGAGGUGUUGAAGUUCUGGACUAACUCUACAAAAACAGCUUGAGUCCAGGACUUAAAAACGUCCACCAUCCGAUUCACGCUUCUUGUUUUCCCUUGUAACGCUUUUUUUUUUAGUUUAUUUUUAUUUUUGCACAGAAAACAAAUCCACCAAUAACAAAGAUAGACAAUAUAGAGUGAAGGAAGGAGCAGAAAGCUCCGAGCUCGUCUGAAGCCUCCUCCUAAACAGUAAAGAAUCACAUAACAUGAAAUAACCUGUAGGUCAUGGGUUCAAAGUAACGACUGUUUAUUUUUCCAUGUUGGCUGAGUAAGUUUUACAGUUUUUAUAGAAAUCCUUUUUGACAGCACACUCUGAUAACACCUUGAUGUUGGAGUGUGGACGGGAUGCCGAUGUUAUUUUUGGAGUGGAAAUAGGAUCUAAAGAUCAGAGCACCGAGACAGUAGAGGGUUUCUUUAUUUACCAAAGCCUCAUUUAAACUACAUUGUGUGACUAAGUUUGUUUCUGUUGUACUAUUUCGUCACCAUGCCCUUUUUUCUGUAAAUACUUUGUAAUUGUAAUUUGACUUUUUUUCCUUUGUAUUGUGGGAAAUUUGGGGUGCAUACUCUUGACACCAGUAUGAAAGUACACUUUUUAAAUCAUGAGAAAAAAAUAAAACAUUUCUAGUACAGUA